AUGGUAUCAUCAAACGACUCAAUCCACUCAGCUAAAUUAUCAAUUGAAAGCGGUGGUGAAAAUGUUGGUAAAAUUCAAACUUCUGGUGACAACAACGAAUACGUUGUUAUCGGUAACACUAAAUAUUUAAGACAUGAAUUAAUGCAAGCAUUUGGAGGUUCUUUAAAUCCUGGUUUAUCUCCUCCACCAAAACAUAAUUUUGCCAAUCCUGGUCCUUUAGGUUUAAGUGCCUUUGCCUUAACUACUUUUGUUUUAUCAAUGUAUAAUGCUCAAGCUAUGGGUAUCACCACACCUAAUGUUGUUGUUGGUUUAACAUUUUUCUAUGGGGGUAUUGUUCAAUUAUUUGCAGGUUUAUGGGAAAUGAUGGUUGGUAACACUUUUGGUGCUACUGCAUUAUCUUCAUAUGGUGGAUUUUGGUUAGCUUUUGGUGCUAUUCAUAUUGAAAGUUUUGGUAUUGUUGCUGCUUAUGCCGAUAAUGAAGAUCAAUUACCAAGUGCAAUUGGAUUUUUCCUUGUUGGUUGGGCCAUCUUUACUUUUAUGUUAACCUUGUGUACUUUAAAAUCAACUGUUGCCUUCUGUGCCUUAUUUUCAUUUUUAACCAUGACUUUUGUAUUAUUAGCUGCUGGUGAAUUUACAGGAAAAGUUGCUGUUGCUAGGGCUGGUGGUGUUUUUGGUGUUAUUACUGCAUUCUUAGGUUUCUAUAAUGCCUUUGCUGGGGUUGCUAAUAAGACCAAUAGUUACUUUGUUCCUCAUUCCAUUCAAUUAACCAGAACUUAG
Messenger RNA from Yamadazyma jaroonii, 777 nucleotides. The record is from the annotation of a GenBank genome assembly. Lineage: Eukaryota; Fungi; Ascomycota; Pichiomycetes; Serinales; Debaryomycetaceae.